This is a messenger RNA of Malurus melanocephalus (red-backed fairy wren), 2092 nucleotides long. It is a transcript of the gene NOC2L, whose product is annotated as NOC2 like nucleolar associated transcriptional repressor. Gene Ontology annotation, cellular component: nucleoplasm; nucleolus; Noc2p-Noc3p complex. Gene Ontology annotation, biological process: ribosomal large subunit biogenesis; negative regulation of transcription by RNA polymerase II. The transcript has 16 exons. The annotation marks the transcript as partial. NCBI's taxonomy places the organism in Eukaryota, Metazoa, Chordata, Aves, Passeriformes, Maluridae. The record is from RefSeq and is a predicted model, not a curated record. Gene Ontology annotation, molecular function: histone binding; transcription corepressor activity.
CCGGGAGCGGAAGCGCUGUCCGCGUGGCGCAGGCAUCAUGGCGGCCCCCGGCAGGAGGAAACUGGCAGAGCUGAGCCUGGACGAAUUCCUCGCCGCCGGCUCGGACUCAGAGCAUGACGGCGGCUGGGAGGAGGAGGAGGAGGAGAAGAAGAAGAAGAAGAAGAAGAAGGAGGAUGAUGAUGAGGGUGGCAGAGCCCUGAACGGAGCUGCAAGGCGGCGGCGGCCGAGUGGGAAGGCAGGACAGGAGCUGCAGGCACGGCCAGCCAGCAGGAAGAAGGGAAAGGCAUCCGAACACAAAGAUCAGCUCUCCAGGCUGAAGGACAGAGAUCCUGAAUUUUAUAAGUUUUUGGAGGAAAAUGAUCGAAAGUUGCUGGAUUUUGAUGCCUCGGACAGCUCUGAGGAGGAGGAGCCUCUGCACAGACCCCCUGAUAAACUCGAGGAAGCCAGCGAUGAAGAUGAUGAAGAUGAAGAUGAAGAACAAGAAAAAGUCAAAAGGAAGAAAGUUUCCUUCAUCCACGUGAGCUUGAAAAUGGUGGAAGAAUGGAAAAAGGCAGCCCAGAAGAAUCUGACCCCAAAACUCUUCCAUGAGAUCACCCAGGCCUACAAGGCAGCGGUGGCAACCACCAAAGGAGACAGCGGGGGUGACCCCAGCAAGUUCCAGGUGACAGACACUGCAGUGUUCAAUGCCCUGGUGUCUUUCUGCAUCCGGGACCUCUUCCACCACCUGCACAAGCUGCUGCUCCCCAAAGCCCCCAAGAACAAGCUCAAGAUGGUUCUCCCUUCCACCAGCCCCCUGUGGGGAAAGCUGCGACUGGACAUCAAAGUUUAUCUGGGCUGUACCAUACAACUGCUGUCGUGUCUGACAGAGGCCUCGGUGGGUGCAGCAGUCCUGCAGCACGUGAAUUCCAUCGUUCCCUAUUWCCUGUCCUUCCCAAAGCAGUGCCGGGCCCUGCUCAAGCAAACCAUCACCCUGUGGAGCACAGGAGAGGAGACUGUCAGAGUGCUGGCCUUCCUGGUGCUCAACAAGAUCUGCAGGUACAAGAAGGAGCUGUACCUUAGUCCCCUGCUCAAGGGCCUGGAGUGGCAGAAUGAGGGGAAUGGAUUCACAGAGGGCAGGGUUAGUGAACAGCUCAAGAUUYCCUGGGCUGGGCCCAUCCCAGUGUCUGCUGUGAGGUUGGGAAUUCACCCUCUCAAAGGAGCCACACUCGAGCAAUACCAGACUGGUUUUAUUCCCAUUAUUUCCUUCAGGCACUGCCUGGUACCAGAUGAGCUGCUGGGAAUGGCAGCUCCCGUGUUUUUAUUCCUCCCUGGGCAUUGCAGGAUAGAAAGCCUGGAGAGRAAGCAGCCAGCACCUAUCAAAUGCCACAUUUUCAACUUUGUGCCUUCAUUUUUCCCCCRUUUUCUGCAGGAGAACUUCCAGUCUGUCUAUAACUGGCAAUACAUCCACUGCCUGUAUUUCUGGUGUCGAGUUCUCAGCACCAUCCACCCCAGUGAAGUCCUGGAGCCCCUGAUCUACCCCUUGACACAGGUCAUYAUUGGCUGUAUCAAGCUGGUGCCAACGUCUCGUUUCUACCCCCUGCGCAUGCACUGCAUCCGUGCCCUCACUCUGCUCUCUGAGAGCACCAGGACCUUCAUCCCCGUGCUGCCCUUCAUCCUCGAGGUUUUCCAACAAGUGGAUUUCAACAAGAAGCCGGGACGGAUGAGUUCCAAACCCAUCAACUUCGCCGUGAUCCUGAAGCUGUCCAAUGCCAACCUGCAGGAAAAGGCUUUCAGGGAUGGACUCAUUGACCAGCUCUAUGACCUGCUGCUGGAAUAUCUCCACGGCCAAGCCCACAGCAUUGGCUUCCCAGAGCUGGUUCUGCCCACUGUCAUCCAGCUGAAAUCCUUCCUGAAGGARUGCAAGGUGGCCAAUUACUGCAAGCCCAUGCGGCAGCUCCUGGAGAAGGUGCAGGAGAACUCAGCACACAUCAGUGGCAGGAGGCAGCGCGUUGCCUUYGGCGUGGCCAGCGCCCAGGCCGUGGAACAAUGGGAGAAGCAGGUGAAGGAGGAGGGGACACCCCUGAGCAGGUACUACACUCAGUGGAAGAAACUG